Orycteropus afer afer is the source of this 1209-nucleotide messenger RNA. RefSeq names its product high mobility group 20B (gene HMG20B). The record is from RefSeq and is a predicted model, not a curated record. Gene Ontology annotation, biological process: regulation of gene expression. Gene Ontology annotation, cellular component: nucleus. Lineage: Eukaryota; Metazoa; Chordata; Mammalia; Tubulidentata; Orycteropodidae.
UGGAGCGUCGCAGCAGCCAAAAGCUCCGGGAAAGUUUCUUUGGAGGUCCGGUGGGGAGCAGCCAUGUCCCACGGCCCCAAACAGCCCGGCGCGGCAGCCGCGCCGGCGGGCGGCAAAGCUCCGGGCCAGCAUGGGGCUUUCGUGGUGGCUGUCAAACAAGAGCGAGGCGAGGGCCCUAGGGCUGGAGAGAAGGGAACCCACGAGGAGGAGCCCGUGAAGAAGCGAGGCUGGCCCAAGGGCAAGAAGCGGAAGAAGAUUCUGCCCAAUGGGCCCAAGGCACCUGUCACGGGCUAUGUGCGCUUCCUGAAUGAGCGCCGGGAGCAGAUCCGCACGCGCCACCCAGACCUGCCUUUCCCCGAGAUCACCAAGAUGCUGGGCGCUGAGUGGAGCAAGCUACAGCCAGCCGAGAAGCAGCGGUACCUGGAUGAGGCUGAGCGGGAGAAGCAGCUGUACAUGAAGGAGCUGCGGGCCUACCAGCAGUCGGAGGCCUACAAGAUGUGCACUGAGAAGAUCCAGGAAAAGAAGAUCAAAAAAGAGGACUCAGGCUCGGGGCUCAUGAACACCCUGUUGAAUGGACACAAGGGUGGGGACUGCGACGGCUUCUCCACCUUUGACGUCCCCAUCUUCACUGAAGAGUUCUUGGACCAAAAUAAAGCGCGGGAGGCAGAGCUGAGGCGCCUGCGGAAGAUGAACGUGGCCUUCGAGGAGCAGAACGCCGUGCUGCAGCGGCACACGCAGAGCAUGAGCAGCGCGCGCGAGCGCCUGGAGCAGGAGCUGGCGCUGGAGGAGCGGCGGACGCUGGCGCUGCAGCAGCAGCUGCAGGCGGUGCGCCAGGCGCUCACGGCCAGCUUCGCCUCGCUGCCUGUGCCCGGCACGGGCGAGACGCCCACGCUCAGCACCCUGGACUUCUACAUGGCGCGGCUACACGACGCCAUCGAGCGCGACCCCGCCCGACACGAGAAACUCAUCGUCCGCAUCAAGGAGAUCCUGGCCCAGGUCGCCAGUGAACACCUGUGAAGGUGUCGGCCCCCACGGCUCCGGAGAAGACAAAGCUGUGGGCCCGGCCCUCUCCUGCCCCGCCCCAUGGAGGAGGGGCCAGGGGUCCGCCUUUGGGGCCAGCCCGAUCCUGCACCUUGGGGGCUCUAGCUCCCCAAAAUUAAAUUUCUACACCACCCCCUGUAGCUUUUAACCUCUGCAGCACUCACCCGG